AUGGCCAACACCGGCACCCAGGGGGGGGCGCCAGCUCUCUUCACGCCAGAAUCUUCACGUUGGCGCUGCAGGGAGGCCACCCGUGGCGGUUAUGAGACCGUUGACGCCUCUGCCGAUGCCCUGCACCGCCCCUAUACAGCGCUGGCGGCCCUGCUCCACUGUUCCCCUGAUGAGCUCGCCAUCGUGAGCAGCGCCACCGCCGCAUGGCAGCAAGUCAUCUAUGGCCUGGCGUGGACUUGGCGGCCCGGAGACCGGGUGCUCACCAGCGUCGCGGAGUACGGGAGCAACUACAUCGCGAUGCUGCAGUUAGCGAGACGAACAGGAGUUCGAAUCGAAGUGAUCCCGGAGACAACGGAUGGAGACAUUGACAUAAAGGUAAAGGUAAAGCUGGCGAGCGGCAAGCCCCCAGUGCUCGUAGCCAUCACCCAUGUGCCAACCAGCUCAGGUGGGCGCGUGUACGAUGCCGCAGCAGUUGGGGCGGUGUGCCGUCAAGCCGGCGUGCUGUACAUGCUAGAUGCCUGCCAGAGCGUAGGGCAGCUACCCGUGGAUGUCCAGCACAUCGGCUGCGACUUCCUGUCUGCAACUGGGCGCAAGUACCUGCGUGCGCCACGCGGCAGCGGCUUCCUGUUUUGCAGAAGAGAUGCGCUCAACAAGUUUGAGCCUGCCCUGCUGGACAACGUUGGCGCAUCCUGGACGGGACGGGACGAGUACACCAUGCAGCCCAGCGCCAAGCGGUUUGAGUCAUACGAGAUGAGCUUCGCUGCAAAGGUUGGGCUGGGCGUCGCGGUCGGCGAGAUGGUGGAGGAGCUGGGCAUUGACCUUGUUUGGGAGCGCAUUCAGCACCUAGCACACGUGGUUCGGCGUGGCCUGCGGGAGCUGCAAGGCGUGACUGUCCAGGAUCACGGCCGCCAGCUGUGUGGCCUGGUCAGCUUCACAGUGGCAGGCCUGACAGCUGACCAGGUGCAGCAGGCGCUGUCGGCGCAGCACAUCAACGUGUCUGUGUCACGCAUCGGCUCCACCAGGAUUGACUAUGAGCGGCGCGGCUUGAGCGAGGUCGUGCGUGCCUCGGUUCACUACUACAACACAGAGGCGGAGCUGCAACGCUUCCUGACGGCAGUUGCUGGCCUGGCAGGCGCGCUAAGCUGA
Chlorella variabilis is the source of this 1146-nucleotide messenger RNA. RefSeq lists its product as hypothetical. The record is from RefSeq and is a predicted model, not a curated record. Lineage: Eukaryota; Viridiplantae; Chlorophyta; Trebouxiophyceae; Chlorellales; Chlorellaceae. Bases 1 to 1146 code for a protein of 381 amino acids. The transcript is spliced from 7 exons.